AUGAAGAGAAGAAGCAGAACAUCUGCCUGUGAUGAGGUGUUGGCCAACAACAGCUACACUUCUUGCCGGCCUUCGAGCUCCAGCAAUGCAAAACGGCAGCCACCAUGGGCUCGGAUAAUUUACGAAAGAAGAAUAUACAGCCUUAAAAUAGAAUGUGCACCCAAAUACCCAGAAGCCCCCCCCUUUGUAUGAUUUGUAACAAAAAUUAAUAUGAACGGAGUUAAUAGUUCUAAUGGAGUGGUGGACCCGAGAGCCAUCUCUGUGCUAGCGAAGUGGCAGAACUCGUACAGCAUCCGAGUGGUGCUAUAUGAGCAGCGGCGCCUGAUGAUGGCCAAGGAGAACAUGAAGCCGCCUCAGCCACCCAAGGGGCAGUGCUAUAGCAACUGA
Messenger RNA from Lepus europaeus (European hare), 387 nucleotides. RefSeq names its product ubiquitin-conjugating enzyme E2 variant 1-like. Gene Ontology annotation, cellular component: nucleus. Gene Ontology annotation, biological process: protein K63-linked ubiquitination; DNA damage tolerance. Lineage: Eukaryota; Metazoa; Chordata; Mammalia; Lagomorpha; Leporidae. The record is from RefSeq and is a predicted model, not a curated record.